AUGUACAUUUGCCACUCAAUUCUUACACCUUUCAAAACCAGAAGAAGUUUACACACAUAUAUAUUGAAAGAGUUAUAGUGAUAAGAGAUGGCAUACAAUCUUAUUAUUACACCUUUUGGGUCACCAAAUUUUUGUAGUAGUUUUCUUAAGCCACCACCACCAUUGAUGGCCAGAAACUUCUCUACUACUUCAACAAAAUCUGAUAAUACUUCUAAAACCUGCAAGGCGUCGUUGAUGAUACCAUGUGCGAAAAAGGUAGAAAUCUUCAAAUCAAUGGAGGAAUGGGGAAGAGAAAAUAUUUUACCUUUGUUGAAGCCAGUUGAACAAAGUUGGCAACCGCAAGAUUUUCUACCAGAACCGACAUCAGAAGAGUUCUAUGAGCAAUUGAAGGAGUUGAGAGAGAGAACAAAAGAAGUGCCGAAUGACUACUUUGUGGUGUUAGUUGGGAAUAUGAUCACGGAAGAAGCAUUGCCAUCCUACCAUGCACGUAUCAAUGGGAUCAAUUUCUUCCACGACCGCACGGGCAUGGAUGAGACACCUUGGGCCAUAUGGGCAAGAGGUUGGAGUGCUGAAGAGAAUAGGCACGGUGAUCUUCUUAAUAAGUAUCUUUAUCUCUGUGGUCGUGUUGACAUGAAAAAAGUUGAAACAACAAUUCAUUAUUUGAUUAGAAGAGGAAUGGUUCUCAAAAAUUUUGAGACAGGCGUAGAUAAAGAUAUUGGUUCAGGAUAUAAUCCCUAUGAAUUCACAAUCUACACAUCAUUUCAAGAAAGAGCAACAUUUGUAUCACACCGAAACACAGCCAAAAUCGCAUUCAAAUAUGGUGACACAAAACUUGCCCAAAUAUGUGGCGUAAUAGCCCGUGACGAGAAACAACACGAAACUGCUUACACCAAAAUAGCAUCGAAGCUCUUCGAGCUCGAUCCAAACGACAUGGUUUUGGCAUUUGCACAAAUCAUAAAGGAAAGGAUCACAAUGCCUGGUCACCUAAUGUAUGAUGGCAUUGACCCAAAUCUCUUUGAUCACUUCACCAACACUGCCUCACGUAUUGGGGUUUAUACUGUGACUGAGUAUAGAGAAAUAUUGGAACAUUUGGUGGCCAAAUGGAAUGUUGAAAAGCUUAUUGGGCUUUCUAGUGAGGGAAGACAGGCCCAAGAGUAUCUUUGUGGGCUGGCCCAGAGACUUAAGAGGAUUGAAGAAAUGGUGAAGAGUAAGGCCCAAAAGAAUUCUUCUUCUUUGAUUCAUGUAAGUUGGGUUUUUGAUCGAGAAAGAAUGGUUCAAGUUUGAUGUGAUGGAGUUGUUUUUUGACAUUAUUAUGUAUAUUGUGUGUAGUAAAAUUUAGGGUGUGUUGGAUUAAAAUCUUUAGUAUGGACUCAUAUGUAUUAGUGUGUAUGAAUAAAGUGAUUAUUUUAGUAA
This is a messenger RNA of Cannabis sativa, 1413 nucleotides long. Its product is annotated as stearoyl-[acyl-carrier-protein] 9-desaturase 5, chloroplastic. Gene Ontology annotation, biological process: defense response; fatty acid metabolic process. The record is from RefSeq and is a predicted model, not a curated record. Lineage: Eukaryota; Viridiplantae; Streptophyta; Magnoliopsida; Rosales; Cannabaceae. Bases 88 to 1284 code for a protein of 398 amino acids. The transcript is spliced from 3 exons. Gene Ontology annotation, molecular function: stearoyl-[ACP] desaturase activity; stearoyl-CoA 9-desaturase activity. Gene Ontology annotation, cellular component: chloroplast stroma.